GAUGAAGGGGCGGUAAAGGGUAAAGAGUCCGAGAGCCAUUCUGCUUCGUCUGGAAUCACUCUGACGCCACGGCCUGGUCUUGAAGUUUAUGGAUACCCAACCGACUGGAACCGGGAAGAGCCUUCUCUGGCAAGAUGACCGAGACGAGGGAGAGGAGUUUCCUGGAUCUCCGCAUGACCUACUUGAUUCUUUCAGCUUGGGGAUCAAGACCAGAGUAUGCGCCUGGAAUCGCUGACCUAGGACUUCCAUAUCCCCGAGCACAGAUCAUCAAGUUGACACUUUGCUACCAGUUCCGUCAAGACACGACAGGUCGCCUUAAGAGGAGACAACACAGGUGCUUGGGUCAGAAGUGACCACUCGGCAACUAUGAUCAAGUCCAACCGGACAUCGAAACAAUAGCCCUUUGGUUUCCAUUGCUACCAUCUUUCAGGCUUCUGCUGACCAUAAUUUUGUCGUUGUAUCGUAACGAUUCAAGUCUAAGUCCUUCCUCCGAGAAUUGACCGACCUGUACCCAGCGGGCAGCUCAUUUCUGCUUGACUUGUCAAAGGGGCCAAACAGUUUUGGCUUUGGCAGUCAAGCUAUUCAGCUGUUGAUAAGCCAAAACCUAGACUCGAUCCCAGAGACCGACUCGGCGGCGAACGAUUAUACAAUGGAACAAAGGGGAAGAAAGAAACAGUGUUUCUGACACGAUCUGAUAAAUACAACACUGCUUAGUUGCAGUGUCCUUGCUGGGUUGUAGCUUGUGUUAUUUCCAGUCGGAUAUUAGCUGGAAAGACAUGGGGCUAUACUCCGUAACCAAUACCAGACUUUGGUUGACGCUCUCCUGUAUUGAGUGACGCACCCAGAGUCACUGCAUUUCGACUGUUCGGAAUCCUCUCCUGUUGACUGUAUCCACACAGCUUUGAAGAAAAGUCAGAUGAAUUGGUCGUGGUUGUCAGCUCGCUGUCUUGGUCUGGUUUAGACAUUGUAUGCUUGCAGACAAGAGUCCCGAGCUGCAUUCUGCCAUUAGCUUGUGGAGAUCAUACCUUGGGGGGACCAAUGUAAUUACUAAGUUGUUACUGCAUAUGUUCACAGUUGAAGCUGGUCAACGACAAGACGGUAUCAAAAGUCUCGGCGACUUUGCUAUUGAUACAAGUUAUGCAACAACACUUUGAUAAGCACGGACCCCAUACUUGCUGCUGGCCCUUCUUCUCGGCAGUUCUAUCACUGCUUAUAUGGUUCAUCAAUGGGCUUUGAUGCUAGUUGUUGCUUUACAAUUUGCAAAUUCUGAUCGAGACAAGCGACCGAUACGCACCUCCAGCAGGACUGGUCAUUGUAUCCCACAAGUCGUUGAAUGCUCUACUGUCUAUCAUGUGUGGCAAGCUUUUGUCGGCCCAAAACCUCUAUGUCUUCGUUUGAUUCUUCUGGCUCGUUCCUUGCUCCUUGCCCGUCAGCCAAAUUCCCUACAGGGCCUCAGAUCAACCAUUUGGUACCCUGUAACUUGUUUUCAUCGGCUCAUCGCGUCGGUUGCUGAUACUCGACCUUGGAGCUUACCUUUCUUUCGAUCCAUUGCCCAUGUCUACAGCCAUUCUGGUUUCCACUUUCUUACGUUUCGCUUGGGCGACACUCGUCGCCUUAAGAGGACUAAUGCGGCCGGGCCGGAGACCCGAAAACACAACAGCACGCUCCACACUGUGUGAGGGGGAAACAAGACGCCUGGCCCUUUUCUCUUCAAUCAGAAACCGGUCAGAGUCUGUCUUUUUUCGAAUGAGGUUGGUGGGCAAGUAGCGUUGAGUGAUUUUCGUAUCUAGACCCAUGAGGCAUCGCGACAUGUCAUGAUGGGGUUUGUUGGCUGAAGAGAAGGGACGGGAAGGCCCGCGCGGGUAAAGAAGGGAUGGAACCAACAUAUAACAGGGGGUGGCUUUUAGGGCGUCAUGCAAGAUGAGAUGGGGCCAGGGUGCACUUAACUUUGGCUCUAGAGAGACCGUCUAUGGGCUUGGUGUUGCGAUUACACCGUCGUCAAGAUCGAGACCGAAGGUGAAUGGACCUAUUGGGCGUAUCCCUCAAGUUCCCGCAUCAAUGCAAGCUAAAGUGGUUGUCGCUCUGGCUUCGGGUUUGGCCGCCCAGCCUCCCCGUGGUUGGGCUGCAUACGAUGGGCCCGAGAGGACCCUCAAAAUAG
Molecule: messenger RNA, 2158 nt
Organism: Fusarium verticillioides 7600
Lineage: Eukaryota; Fungi; Ascomycota; Sordariomycetes; Hypocreales; Nectriaceae
Exons: 1
Coding region: 1215-1679 (154 amino acids)
Source: RefSeq, a predicted model, not a curated record